AUGUCAAAUCUCUCUAAACUUGAAUUUGUAGCCCUGGAUAUAUCGGGCAAAAGCUACAUGUCUUGGGUGCUUGAUACUGAAGUUCAUCUUGAUGCGAUGGGUCUGGCAGACACCAUCAAGGACAAAAAUCAAGCAUCAAACCAAGAUAGAUUUGACCACCUGAAGAUGGUCGUUCUUCCACAGGCACGUUAUGAUUGGACUCAUCUAAGGCUACAAGAUUUUAAAUCUAUCAGUGAGUAUAAUUCUGCUAUGUUUAGAAUUAUUUCUCAAUUGAAAUUAUGUGGUGACAAUAUUACUGAUCAUGAUAUGUUGGAGAAAACUUUCACCACUUUUCAUGCCUCGAAUAUGCUCCUGCAGCAGCAAUAUCGAGAGAUGGGAUUCAAAAAGUAUUCUGAAUUUAUCUCACAUCUUCUUGUAGCCGAACAACAUAAUGAGCUAUUAAUGAAAAACCAUGAAAGUCGACCUACUGGUUCUUGUCCAUUCCCUGAAGUGAAUGAGAGGAACUUCCACCAAGCUAAGCGCGGAAGAGGUCGUGGCCCCAGUCGUGGUCAUGACUGUGGUCGGGGAAGAAACUUUAAUCAUGGUAAUAAUAAUGCACCAAAGAACCCUCCUCACCACCAGCAGUGGAAAAGGAAGGAACAAAAGCAUGAAGCAGUGCAAGCUCCAAAUGUAGAAAAUACAUGCUAUAGAUGUGGAGGAAAAGGGCACUGGUCACGUACUUGUCGUACGCCAAAGCACCUGGUUGAGCUUUAUCAAGCCUCCUUAAAGAAGACAAAGAAAAAUACUGAAGCAAAUUUUAUUUCUGAAGAUAAUUUAGACUUCAUGCAUUUGGAUGUAGCUGAUUGCUUUGCACUCCCAGAAGGAGAAACAAGUCAUGUGAUCGGUGGUGAAUCUGUAGAAAUGUCAAUAUUUUAA
Nicotiana attenuata is the source of this 915-nucleotide messenger RNA. RefSeq lists its product as uncharacterized. Gene Ontology annotation, molecular function: zinc ion binding; nucleic acid binding. NCBI's taxonomy places the organism in Eukaryota, Viridiplantae, Streptophyta, Magnoliopsida, Solanales, Solanaceae. The transcript is spliced from 2 exons. The record is from RefSeq and is a predicted model, not a curated record. The coding region runs from base 1 to 915 and encodes 304 amino acids.